Hansenula ciferrii is the source of this 1734-nucleotide messenger RNA. It is a transcript of the gene TMA64, whose product is annotated as Tma64p. Bases 1 to 1734 code for a protein of 577 amino acids. The record is from RefSeq and is a predicted model, not a curated record. The transcript has a single exon. Gene Ontology annotation, biological process: translational initiation; formation of translation preinitiation complex. Gene Ontology annotation, molecular function: translation initiation factor activity. Lineage: Eukaryota; Fungi; Ascomycota; Saccharomycetes; Phaffomycetales; Wickerhamomycetaceae.
AUGCUUGGUUCAAUCAUCAAAGAGUACAAUUUACCAGAAGGAUUAUCCAAGGAAACAGAAGAGAAGAUCUUACCACCAAUCAUCAAACAAACAACUUUCAAAAGUCCGAAGGGUUAUUCAGGAACAAUUUAUACAGAUGAUCAUCAAACACCUGUUUGGUUCAAGACAAAAGAUAGUGAAUUGAUUCCAACUGUUUAUACUCUUUGGGCAGCUCCUUUCAUAUUACCAAUCGUUCAUACACAUCCACAUGUCAUUGAAGUUCUGGAAGGUGGUGCUGAUCUUAUGUUACCAGGAAGUGUCCCACCAUUCUUAUCUGAAAUUAAAAAAGGUUCUAUAGUGGCAAUUGCUGAUACUCAAGAUCCAUUAACUUGUUGGGCUGUGGGGAGAUCUAAUUUAAAUUUGGGUCAAAUUCAGAAAGUUGUUGGUACUACAGGUGUUGCUGUUGAUGUUUAUCAUAGUCAUGAUGACAUGUUAUUCAGAAUUGCUAAAUCAAAGAUCAAACCUCCAAAAGAACCAAGUUUAGAAAUAAAGUUCAAAGAAGAGGUAAUAGAACAACAGAAUGGUGAACAAGAACAACCAGAACAAAAAGUCACAGAUCAAGUUGAAGAAGAAACUUCCAUCGAGCAAUCUACAAUCAAUGGUGCAGAAGAGCAAAAUAAUGGACCUGAAACUCAACCAGAAACACCAACAGAAACUGAACAAGCAAAAGAUGAUGUCAACGAAUUAGCAAAUGUUGUAGAUACAUUGACUGUGGAAGAUGUUGACCAUUUCUUCAAAAGAUCAUUAUUACAAACCUUAACCCAAGAUGGUAUUAAAUUACCAAUGACAUCGUCAGAAUUUAUGAAUCAUAUAAUCAAAAAUCUUGCAUCUGAUUUUGAACAAAUUCAAAUUAAAAAGACAUCAUGGAAGAAAAGUGCUAAAUUUUUAAAAGCAAUGGAAAAGGAUAAAUUUUUGAAAUUAAAAGGUAAAGGUGAUGACUUAACUGUUGUUUCCAGUGCUACAAAGGAGAAUAAUGAAGAAUUGAAAAAUUUUGUUCCAUAUAAAGUCAAAAAGUCAAAACCAACAAAUGCUCCAACUACAAAUUCCAAAGCACAAAAUAAUAAUAAUACAUUGAUUGCACAUAAACUAUAUAAACCAACGAACCCAUUGAGGCCUAUUUUCAAUGACUUGAACUUGGUUUAUGCAGAUUAUUUUGAAACAAAUGAAGUCAAAGAAAUUUUGAAUAAAUAUAUUGCCAAAAAUGGACUUGUUAAUGAAAAAAAUAAAAAACAAAUAUUACUAGAUGACAAUUUAUCAUGUUUGGUUAAGAAUAAUGAAACCACUUUAGGAAGGGAUAAAAUCUUAACCCCAUUCUUAUCAAAAUUUACUGAAUAUUACAUGCUUGAAAACCCUGCAUUGCCAGUGGAAGAUCAAAUUCAUCAAGAACCUGUACGUGGUUCAAUCCCACAAGUUAAAAUCAUAACUGAAACUAAAAUUGGACGUAAAGUUGUCACUAGAACUUUUAAUUUUGAACCAUUUGGUAUAAAUGCUGAUGAAUUAUCCUCAGAAUUAAAAGUUAAAUGUUCAGGUUCAAGUACUAUUGGUCAAAAUGUUCAAAAUCCAAAAUUAACUGAAGUCACUGUCCAAGGUCCUCAUAGUAAAAUUGUGAUUGAAUUAUUAACCAAAAAAUAUGGAUUAAACUCAAAUUGGAUAUCUUUUGAUGAUAAAUCAAAACCAAAAAAGAAAAGAAGUUAA